This is a messenger RNA of Menidia menidia (Atlantic silverside), 2847 nucleotides long. NCBI's taxonomy places the organism in Eukaryota, Metazoa, Chordata, Actinopteri, Atheriniformes, Atherinopsidae. The record is from the annotation of a GenBank genome assembly.
UUUACUUUGUAUAGAUGUGUGUUUCCUUAGAACACCUCUUUGGACAUCUACAUCCGCCUGGUCGCACUGUGCCCUGGUCGCAGUCAUGUGCUCCUCCGCCACCGCGCCCACUUUUUGCUAAGAAAAACAGCGUGAUGCGCCGCAGCGCCUAUAGUGCUGGUUCAAAGAACACAUACCCCAACAAUCCACAGGGAUACUCCAGUUUCAGUACACAUCGCGCAUUCAGUUGUUCGGCUGUUAUUUUGUAGUCUGCACUAUGGACGACCAAGAAGAGGUUGCAAUGAAGGGAUCCAAAAGACAAGAGCGUCAACAAGGUCCAGCCAGAUACAGUUCUCAUGACGUCGAAGCUCUGGAGAAUCCAGACACUGAUAUUGGACUGUGCGGGUGGCUGCUGGUUGGACUCUCUCUGCUUCUCAUGCUGGUUACUCUGCCCCUCUCCAUAUGGAUGUGCAUUAAGAUCGUGAAGGAGUAUGAGCGCGCUAUUAUCUUCCGCCUCGGGCGUAUUUUGCGAGGAGGAGCAAAAGGACCAGGUUUGUUUUUCAUCUUGCCGUGCACCGACAGCUUCAUCAACGUGGACAUGCGCACCAUCACCUUCGACAUCCCUCCACAAGAGGUUCUGACCAAAGACUCUGUGACGGUGAGCGUGGACGGCGUGGUUUACUACCGGGUCCAGAAUGCCACCCUGGCCGUGGCCAAUAUCACUAACGCGGACGCCGCCACCCGGCUGUUGGCUCAGACCACGCUGAGGAACGUGUUGGGCACCAAAAACCUGGCAGAGAUCCUCUCCGACCGCGAGGAGAUCGCCCACAGCAUGCAGUCGACUCUGGACGACGCCACUGACGACUGGGGGAUCAAGGUGGAGCGGGUGGAGAUCAAGGACGUGAAGCUGCCCCUUCAGCUCCAGAGGGCCAUGGCGGCCGAAGCGGAGGCCAGCCGCGAGGCCAGAGCCAAGGUGAUCGCAGCAGAGGGGGAGAUGAACGCGUCCCGAGCCCUGAAAGAGGCCUCGCUGGUGAUCGCCGAGUCCCCGUCGGCCCUGCAGCUGCGCUACCUCCAGACCCUCAACACCAUCGCCGCCGAGAAGAACUCCACCAUCAUUUUCCCGCUGCCCCUGGAGAUGAUGCAGGGAUUCAUCAAACACUGAGGAGCCUGACAGAGACCACUGCAACCUCCGCGGAGACGUCUCGUUUCUUUUAACCCAGCGGUGCUCUGAAAAUACCCCCUUUCUUUGUUUUUUUUUAGGUUUUUAUUUGAGCUAAUUCGGUGUGUUUUAUAAGUCGAAAAAGCAAACAUUUGCCGUGAGGCUGAACGGAGGGCGAGACCGUCGGUGUGUCCGCCAGACAAAUUUUAGCGUCAGAAGAACAAACGCAGCCAAACCCGCCUUUGAGUCGCGCUUUCGAUCUUUUCUUUACACGUACAGUAACCUCUAACAUCCCCAUCACCAGUUUUUGAAAGGAAAGUGCCUGCAUCUAAUCACACACACUUACACAUCUCUUGAUAUCGUUGCACUGCUAAGACGACUGCCAGCAUUAUAGUGUCAAAAAAAUCCCUUCAUUUUAUUUUUUUAACACAUCAACACUGGCUGUAGCUUUAGUUUUAGCCCCUUCAAUUUAACUGAAGGUUUUUUCAAGCUGCUUGAGCAGAAACGCACCGUGUAACGCCCCUCAAUAAUAACACUUGUCAGAUUAUACAGUAUACUCAAUACUGUAUUGAGAAGGGAUGUGCUGGUUGCAAAGAAGCUCAGUUUUGGUUUCGUACCAGCCUUUCAGGUGGUUAAAAACAUUGUAUUUUUCAGGUUGGUGGCGUCGAAUGGCGUGUUGAUGGAAUCCCUUCAGAAAAAAGGAUCAGGAUGACACAAAUGUUGCCAAAACGUCAGGUUAUAAACUGAGCUUUUAUUCUUUUUCUUACCUCUGUUGGUCGCAACUCAAUGUAUUUCAUGCUAGUUCCAGUCUGCUUUCUGUUCAUCUACAAUUCAUGAAAUAUUUCUGCGUGCAGUGUUGGUCUUAAACAAUCAACUAGACUAGCAUCUGACAGUCUAAAUAUAGACACUUAUCAGCAGCUCCCAGCUGUCAGUUGUGCCUUCCUUUCUAUUUUUUCCCCCCCUACCCACUAUUUUUAUUCUCUGCAUUGGAAACACAGGGGCUCAAAUCUCUCAGCCAGACGCCUUAACUCACUGCCAUCCGUUCAUUUUCACCCAACAUUUAAUGCAUCCCCUGGGAAAUUCUUUAACUGAUCAUACACUGUGGGAGUAACACAAGCCAAAUACCUUUUAGAUGUAUAUUCUGAUAUUUCAAAUAGAUGCACUGUACUCUAUGGUUUUUAGUCUGUAGUUCUCCAUGUUUAUUAUUAGUAGGAAUAGUAUAGCAUUCCAAGUGUAAUAAGCCAGUUGACAGACAGUGGAUUGAGCUUUGUAUCACACAGCAAACUCAAUUUGCAUGUUUAUCUUUUUUGUCACUUCGUGGAAAGGCUGUUAUUUUGUACUGUUAUAAAUAGUAAUGCAAUUGUGUGUUAUUUUUUGCCAUGGAAAGAUUAUUUGCUGUAGAGCUUAUAUGAAGUGUAAACUGAAGGUCUGCUCCAGGAGGGAGAGGAAUGGAAAAAGACACAAAAACCUGGCCAGCUAUGUCUGGUUCUUGCGUCUUUCCACUUUCUCCGGCAGCUUUGUUACGAGUUGUUGCACUCGCAGGUCAGUAAUGUGAUUUUUAUUUUCAUUUUUGCUAAAGCCUUAUGCACAUCAGUGUUCUUACCCUUUAUUAGGAGGUGAUUGCAAACCGUUUAGCGCAGUUGGAGUUUCAUUGAUUUUUAACUUGAAUCCACAUAUAUGCAACCUCCCAAUAAAGAUGCUAUAAAAAA